Messenger RNA from Condylura cristata (star-nosed mole), 5762 nucleotides. RefSeq names its product small integral membrane protein 20 (gene SMIM20). Gene Ontology annotation, cellular component: mitochondrial inner membrane. Gene Ontology annotation, biological process: mitochondrial respiratory chain complex IV assembly. NCBI's taxonomy places the organism in Eukaryota, Metazoa, Chordata, Mammalia, Eulipotyphla, Talpidae. The record is from RefSeq and is a predicted model, not a curated record.
AUGGUCAAGGAGCUGGGGAAGACCCAAAACACAGGCCCCGCCCACGGCCCUCUACGCGCCACCCUAAGCCCCGCCCCGCCUCCUCGCCCCGCCCCCGGUCCCGGAAGCGAAAGCCGCUCCUCCUCUUCCGAGCCGGGUCACGACCCGGUAGGCGGGAGCGGGGAGUCCGAGAGGGCCGAGCGCUGCAGGGGUCAAGCUGCCCCACCCGGCGCCAUGUCCCGGAACCUGCGCACCGCUCUUAUUUUCGGCGGCUUCGUCUCCCUGAUCGGCGCCGCCUUCUAUCCCAUCUACUUCCGGCCCCUAAUGCUGCGGGAGGAGUACCAGAAGGAACAAGCCAUAAACCGAGCAGGUAUCGUUCAAGAAGACGUGCAGCCACCAGGGCUAAAAGUGUGGUCGGAUCCAUUUGGCAGGAAGUGAGAAGGCAAUCACCAGCUCUGAUUCUGAAAGUAGACAUCUCAUGCUUUGGAUUCUGCAGCAAGUACAAUAAAUCACUGCGCUAUAGAAUGACGGCCGGGAAGAAAACUCCGUAAAUAAGAGUACUGCCCACAAGGAUUCAUAUUUCCCUUCCUAAGUCUCAAAAGAGCCCUGGAACAAAUCACACGAUUAGGGAGGUUUUCAUGAUUCCGUUUACUUUCUAAAAAUGAUGCUCUCUCACCCAGCUGUGUUUGGAGGAGACCUACUUGUUAUUCAGCCUUUACUACUUAGCCAGUGGAGCUGUGGUUUGAAUACAGGCAGCCUGCAGACUCGGGAAGAUCAAGUCUGUUUUGCCUUCUUUCAAACAGAAAAUUCCAGUGAAAACCCACCAUGCUGAGCAGCCUCCUAGAGCUCUUUGAAAACAUUAAACCUAAUAAAACUCUUUGAGGACAAAGUACCUCGUACUUUUUAAGAAACAGUUCCACUGAACUAUCUUGUUGAAGGUUGCUGCACAUGGAAAGUAGGUAUGGGGCAGAUCAAGCUAAGAGGGGUGGUGGUAAGCAGUCAGAGUAGAGAUCAUGCUGGAUUAAUGUGUAGAUUUAAAUUUCUUUUUCCUUUACAAUGGCAUAUAAGGUCAUCUUUUGUAUAUCCUUUCUUAUGGACUCAUCAGUUGUACCAAGAAGCCUGUGACUAUUUGUCUAGUCGGUGUGUGUGUGUGAUGGUUGUCAGUUUGUAUGCAAGUAAACAAUGCAAACGUAAAUGGCAAACUUGUUGAGACCAGUGUUGACACGAUGUCGCCUCCUUAUUGAGAACCUCACCGCCUAUGCAGAGAGGCACGCGAGCAUACUUUAUUCCUCCAGAUUAUACACGUUCCCAGAGACAUCUUCAUUUUUAGCUGUCCCAAAGUGCCUUGCCCAUUCCUGUGGGCUCUCUUUAGAUGAACUUCCCAGUGACAUUUUAUUAUUGUGAACCAGGAAUUUAAUAGACAAAUGGCCCAGUCAUUUAAUGACUGUCCAAAAGAAACAAGAUUGAUAGUUGCAAAACCAGAGUCGUCACUUUGGGUUGGCAUCCCCUAACAUUUAGUGGACUUAUUAACUGUCUAAUAAAAGAAGUUGACUCAUUUGGGGUACAUUUUACCACAGUUUUCCUUGGAGGGGACACCAGGAAGUUGCGUAACUUCAAGGCAGACUUUCUGUAGGUGCUUAGUUGCGAUUGCUUUGGGACUGAGGCAAGCCUGGGAACCAUCUGCCUUGGAAAAUGUCCAGGCGAAGAAAACGACCAUGCCUGUCAUAGUGGAGAACUUGGGGACCUCGCUUGCCUGUUCGGUGGGGGGAGCAGACUUCGAUUUUCCUCCUGAGUGAACUGGCUUUGACCCUGCCCGUGGCUCACCUCUUAGUGAGCUAAAGGGGCUGUGUCUUGUUCAACUGUGUUCAUAUUUAUAAAACUUAUCACUUCUCUUGCAAGUGAAGGCAGACUCUGCCCAGUAGUGACAAAAAGCCAGGUUUGGGGAUGCUGCUAAUGAGGGAGGGCUGGCCACUCAUGCCAGGGUGCCCAUGAAGGCUGAAAAAUACAUUUAGGAAACGGCGAAAGUUUACUGGGCCGUUGCUUCUGAUUUGUGGCUUCCAAGAGAAGCAUAACAUCUCCCAAAUGUAUUUGCUCACAGAACACUUUUCCCUGAUUCUCUUCUAGCUCUAGAAGAGCAGCUUCCUGUGGGGAAAGCUUUCCCCAGCAGCUUCCGAUGGGGAAACCUUCCUCUAGACAAGCACUCGUAAGUUUUUUGGUGCAGGACUGUUUUUCACUAUUUAGAAAUUUUUAAGAACUCCAGAGCAUUUCUUCUUAUGUGUGUUAUACCUAUAAAUACUAUGCUAGAAACAAACACAUUUUUAAAAUAUUAAUUUAAGAAUAUCAACCCAUGUGAUUAAAUGGCAUGUUUUUAUAUGGAAAACUCAUUUUCUAAGAGAAGCAAAGCUAGCAAAUUAAUGUCUGGUUUAAUAGAAGAUAGCUAGGCUCUCAUACCAUUUGCAUUAGUCUGUUCCUAUUUCACAGGUCAUGUGGCCUUGAGGAAAUUCCAUAAUAGGAAAGUGAAAAAAAGACAAAAAAGCUUCAGUAGUAGUGUCAAAAUAGUUGUGACCCCCUGAAAAGGUUUCAAAGACACCUGUACAGGGCCCUGGGCCGCAGCUUGAGCCGCUUUUUCUCUCUUGGAUUUUGACCUUUCUGGUUGUAUUAGUUCCCCCCAAAGAGUUGUUUAUAGUGAACUACAUUUUGGCUUGCCCACUUUGAGGAAGAGGAUAGAGAGGAGAGGGAAGAAACUGACAUAAUUUCUUACGAUAGAUACAAAGUUUGGGAUCCUUCAUUUUUAGUGUCAGACAAUACCCUCUUGGGAAGACUUGUGUUGACAUUUUUUAAAUCUCAGAACCAGAAAUAGGUACACUGCUGAAGAGUGGGUAUUUCUUCUGUGGAUUGUCUAACUUGGCCUCCCUCUCUGUCUUGGCCAAUGGGAAAUUCCACCACAUUUGCAUUUGAGCUUUUUCAGAAGUCUCCAAGACCGCGAGACAUGUGUUUGAGUGAUUACACUCACCUCAUCCUUCCUCCCUGUGUGUCUUUAUUCUCCUUGCAACUUUCCCAGUUCAGUUUUCUCUUGUAUGUUAGAUUCUCCAUUUUGAAGCAGGGCUUAUCAGUGCCAGUCAAUAUUUAAAAAACAGUAUUUGCUUAAUGGCAAAACCACCCGUAAAACCACUGGUAAUCUUAAAAGGAAAAUGAGAUACAUUUACAAAUAAGAUUAAUAUGAGAUACUAAACAUGCUUUUAAAGUUGAGGAUAUUUACUGAUGCUAGACAUAGGCACCUCACCUUGACACAACAGAAUACAUUGUGAGUUCACCAAAAGACACACACCAGUAUGUGCAGAGCAGUGUUAAGAUAUUCAGAGCUGCCCCGGAAGCUGCCAUUACCCAUUAACAAUCCCACAAUAAGUGGCCGGAGAUCCUUUUCAUACAAUGGAGCCCCUUACAUUAGGGAGAUGAGCAGCAAAGCAGCAAAUCUCAUCCAGUGCUGAACAAGGUCAGUUGCAAGAGUGCGUGCUUUUAUAUACUUAUAUAUAUAUUUUUUAGGGUGUAUACUUUAUAGAUUUGAUUUAGACAAGAAUAAAAACAGGAAAACUAGACCAUACACUUAAAAGUCAGCUUCAUGGCUCCUCAGAAAGUGUGGCUGGUGGGGACUGGGCAGGGCCUCAGACAGCUUCAGGUCACUCAGGUUGUUGAUCUGGGUGCAGGUGUUGGGUCUAUUGGGUCUGAAUAUCCACUGAGCAAUACAAAAGCAUGUCCUUUUCUACAUCGGUAUCCUGCUUGAAUAAAGCCCUUGAAAAGGUGCAACUGGAUUGAGAAGAAAAGUUGUACCAGUUUGUAGAAUCAGGAAAGUAUCCAGAGAACCACACUCCUCGGAGGCAGGAGCCCAGGUAUCCAGAGCGAUGAUGAAACACCUGACGGGUAGUGGGGAGUUGGGAUGCUGUGUGUGAGGCCCCUAGCAAGUCUGAGCAGGGCUCAGACUAAUGAAAACUGUCCGGGUUGAUGGAGGCGCUGACAUUCGAACAGACCAUGAAAAAUAGUCUGACAAGCAAUGAAUGACUGAGGUGCAGAGUCAGCAAAGCUAAGCUGAUCCGAAGAAUGGUUUGACUUGGAUGGAAAGGUCCGGGGAGGGAGGAGACCCCUGAACCAGGGCUUGCCUGUGCUCUGGGCGCUGGCCCACAUGAGCAGCCCCCCGGCCCCCAAAUCUCAUGGGGUUUCUAUGGAGCAGUGUCUGCUGAAUGAGUGGGGAAAGGUUGCUAGGAAGAAUAGUUUAGGGCCGAGGGGUGGACACCCCCAAAAGUUAGACUGAUAGGUUUUAUUUAAUUUAGAAGAUGUGAAGUACUAUAAAUAGAAGUGGCCUGAAAAAUUUUAAAACAGCCCAGCUCUCCCCAGAGCAGUGCUAACACAGGGAGGCAGGUGAAGUGAGCACAGUAGCAGCGUCGGCGUUUAGGAAGGUUAAUGGCAGUUUGACGGAAUUGUUCUUGACUUUGGAGUCUGAUUUUUGUAAAACUGGGGCUCCCAUUUAGUAUUUUGGGCAUUGUAAUAGGGAUGUCUAAUGUGCUUUAUAGAUCACAAUGCAUUGGUAUUGAGAAACCUGGAGGAUGAAUCUGUUCUCAGGUCCACGCCAGCCAGAGCUCAGAGAUUCUGGCUACAUGGCCACUGAGUCCCCUGCUCGAAGCUCUUGGGUUCUGACCCGUGGGAAGAUGAAAGCACCGAGAUUUCUCAGCUCCAGGAGGGGCUCCGUGGACAUGCGACUCCAGGCUCCCGGGCUCCCUUCUGCAAUUGAUGAGGCCUGGAGGUAAAUGUGUGUGGGAAGGUCUCCCCAACACCACGGAGCCUGCGUGUUCUCAAGGCACCUGCAGGGGGCGCCAGCUCUGCGCAUCUUACUGGAGCUUGGCUUCUAGCCAGCAGCAAGUCACCUGCGGGGCACCCCCAGGUGGUGGGAAGCAGCAGGGUGCCUGCACUCCUUGGCUUCCACCGUGCAGAUCUUCUGUCUGAACAAGGGAGAAACAAGAAGCCACUACUCCUCAAGAGAGUUGGGGGGCAGUGCAGUGCAGCCUCCUUCCUGGGGCCCCUCUGACCGCACAUGAUCAAAAUAAACGGGAAAACAUAGGAUGCUUUGUCAAGACCUUUUCUUUUGUAUUUGUUAAUACUUUUUAGUUGUUUUUAUUACGCUAACCUUGGUUUACAACCCUGGGUAUGAUUUAGAGGUAAAAACUCACACUUUCAGUUGUAAGUACCACAUCACACCCGCCGCCAAAUCACCCAGAGAGUCCACUUUGGGGUCACAAGUGACUGAAAACCAAACCCCAAAUGUGGCAGGGGGAUACCCUGGACUGUCACAGGGUUUCCCUCUCGUGUGGCAUCUGCUACGCUGGCCGCCUCCUGCUGUAUUCCCUGUCUUGGGGGACCCCGGUUUCCCCGGUUCUGCCUCCCUACUUUGGGUUACACCAUGCCUGCUUAGGAGGCUCGCGUGCAAGAUGGAUGAUCUCCUGGUUGCGGGGAUUGGAUCGGGGUGGGCAUGUGACCCCACCGCGCAUCCGGUCCGACUGCAGUUACUCUCGCCUGUUGGACUGGGCGCUCGGGCGAGAGGAUGGCUUUUCACCAGAGCUGGAGCAGCCGCCGGCAGCCGCCUUGGCACCAUGAGGAUGGAGCUGGAGACUAACACCACGGAGAAAGAAGCAUAAGGAGACAAAAGCCAGGUCCUGCUGAUGCUGUGUUGCCUCCUGGUUUCACUUGUGUGACGCAAGAAUUGCUCUGGAUUAAUCAUCACGUUAAUAAUAAAU